AUGAGCAGGAUGCAAGAGGCACACAAGUUACUGCAUAAUGCGCAUGUAGCCCCAGAGAUAUUCGAGCUACGUCCGGAUUAUCGCGCCCUCUUGAUGGUGGUGGAGGGUAUUCCUACAGGCCCAAGCGAUGAUUUUAGCGAAGCCCUUUUGAUCGAGGCAGAAAAUUCUGCCAAGGACAAGCUAUCCAAUUGUCCCGUUACCGAACUUCCACACAUCGCUGCAUGGCGCGAGGCUUACAAGGCCUUCGGAGCUAAGCCUCAAAAAACGCGCAACAGCCUCGAAGCUCUGACUCGUCGCGCGCAGGAUGGCUUGCCACGAGUCAACCGGCUGACCGACAUCUACAAUGCUAUCUCUGUCAAGUAUCAGAUCCCAUUCGGAGGUGAGGACCUUGACAAAUACGACGGAUCGCCUGUCCUCGUCCGUGCCACUGGUAAUGAGGAGUUCGAGACGUUUUCUGGCGGGAAACCUCAAACGGAACUUGCGGCGCCCGGGGAGCCAGUCUGGCGUGAUGACAGCGGUAUCACUUGCCGUCGCUGGAAUUGGCGACAGGGCCCACGGACUGCCUUGACCGAUGAUACCUCGCGUGUUUUAUUCAUCCUCGAUGCCCUAGAGCCGCUCACGGACGAUAUUCUGGUUCAAGCUGCCGACGAGCUCGGUUCGGCUUUGAAAAGCCUGUCUCCGGAGGUGCAAGCAGUGCAUCGGAUUAUUGGCCCUUCGAUUUAA
This is a messenger RNA of Penicillium robsamsonii, 723 nucleotides long. Its product is annotated as B3/B4 domain-containing protein. Bases 1 to 723 code for a protein of 240 amino acids. The record is from RefSeq and is a predicted model, not a curated record. The transcript has a single exon. Gene Ontology annotation, molecular function: RNA binding; phenylalanine-tRNA ligase activity. Lineage: Eukaryota; Fungi; Ascomycota; Eurotiomycetes; Eurotiales; Aspergillaceae.